Molecule: messenger RNA, 3645 nt
Organism: Schistosoma haematobium
Lineage: Eukaryota; Metazoa; Platyhelminthes; Trematoda; Strigeidida; Schistosomatidae
Product: RNA-binding protein 15
Exons: 2
Coding region: 1418-3415 (665 amino acids)
Biological process (GO): regulation of alternative mRNA splicing, via spliceosome
Cellular component (GO): nucleus
Molecular function (GO): mRNA binding
Source: RefSeq, a predicted model, not a curated record
AUGAAGAGGCAUCAUAGAGAGGACUCGGCUUCUCGCAGCAAGAAGGCCCGUGCCCCUAGUAUAUCGGACGAGGACGGUACUAACGGCUGCAUCAACUCUCCGAAGAAGUACAAAAGUCCCCCACGAAAGGCUCUGUUGAGACGCCCUUCACGUGAAGACAGAUCAGUUGAUAAAUAUGACCAACAAGGUUCGAGACAAACAUUCUUACUUCGACCUAAUCCCGCAGCAAAGUUUGUCAGUAGCAACAACUCCAGCCGCUCAUUUAACCCCCACAGGUAAUUUAUAAAUGGUGUAUCUAGUUUGCGUGAAUUGUUCCGAGUACUCAAUCGUGUUAGUACCUGUUGCUAACACUUUGGAUUUCGGUCAUCAUUGUUCAUAUUUCAUGCCAUUACGUAUUUAUGUGGUUCACUCAUUUUGCAGUCGCUAUUGUAUCAUUUUGUUGUAUUACAAUCCCAAUGUCACUUUCAUAUUCAUCAUGCAUAGUACAUAAGUUUUGUCCUCAUUAUGGGUUUUAAUUUUUCUAUGAUGGAGCAUUUCUUAAGCAAUCAUGUCUUUUACUUAUGACAGUGGAGCAGAUUUCCGCCUUGUAGCAGCUACAGUUAUUCUUGUCGGAGUGAUGGAUAUUAACGGUCCAUACAUUGAAUGCAUUUAAAAUUGCUCAAAUGACAUCAUGUUACUUCAAUUCGUAAUGGAGAGGAGCAAAUUGCAUUUCAUAUAUAUUAAAUCGAGAUACCUGGAAUGAUAUGUUCUCAUCCAUAUUCAGGCUUUUUAAUUUUAAAAAUCGAGAAGAUAUUUCGGGCAUUUAAAUUGCUAACUCGACCAUGUUUUCUAAAAUGCGUCCGCCUAAGUGUAGGCCACAUUCGCCAAAAAUGAAGUUUUUUGUCAUGUAAAAUCUUUUGAUUAAAAUGAAUAUCAAGUUUUCUUAAUGAGAUUGUUCCAGCAGAACAUAUGAUCAUGAAAACCUACAUUCUUAUGCUAUCACUCAUAUGAAAUGCUUGUCCUGCAUUAAUCUCAACUAAUCUGCACAGUUGUCCGAAUCGACUUAAGGCAUUUGCAAUAUCAUUUGAAAUUAUUCACUAUCUAAUAACCACCUCGUAUUGCUGGUCCAGUUUAGCUAACAAGUAAUUUCAUAGAUAGUCUCAAUUUUAGUGAAGAAUAAAUAAAAUGUAUCUCAGCAAAAUAAUGUGCGCAUGGUGUCCACAAGUACUAAGAUUAUAACUAAUUUUUAAAAUGAUCGACGAAAGUUCUGUAAGAAGCAUUCAGAAUUCAAAAGAUGCACUUAUAACAUCUGGAGAAUAUUUUGAUUGUCCAGUUUCAUGACUACUCAAGUUCACGGAAAUCCUAUGCGCCAUCAAGUGAUCGACUCUCUAAUCAUUCGUCAAAGUCACUGGUCAAUUCUUCCAGUCGAGUUAAUCCUAUGUUGGCAGCAAGUCUUGCAUCAUCAGGAAAAUUACCAAACCUUCCAAUUCCUCUUGGGUCCAAACGGGGUUCAUCUGCAACAGUUGCGGCCGUAGCCGCAGCUGCGAUGAACGCAGCCGCAAUGGCUGCGGCAUUAGGUGCCGGAGGUGUAAUAUCGAGCAAACAAAUGUCACACAUAACCAAAGCACUGGCAUCUGCUACUCGGACUGGUCGUGAUCACCAUGGUUCAUCGUCACACAGACCUCCGCGGAGUUCCAGUGAUAGGUAUACAGGUGAAGAUUCAAGAAGCAGUCGUCGAAAAACAACUAGUAAGGAGAAAGAUAUGCUUAGCAUUUUCAAUGCUCGUUACGCUCGUCCAGUAGAACAUCGCAAUCCCGAAGAUGAUCCUAAUGCAACAAGAACAUUAUUUCUGGGUAAUUUGCCACCAGAUGUCGAGGAACCUGAACUGAGGAAGCUUUUCGAACGUUAUGGUAUAAUUGAAGAUAUUGAUAUUAAGCGCCGUGAACUAGAAACUGGAGCAACCGCAUUCGCUUUUGUUCGAUAUCUUAGUCUAGACAUGGCACACCGCGCAAAAGUUAAUUUAUCUGGACAAAUGAUAGGUGAAUACAGAUUCAAAAUUGGUUAUGGAAAAGUUAUUCCCACACGAUGCCUAUGGGUUGGUGGAUUGGGUCCAUGGACAAAUUAUCCUGAGUUCGCAACCCUUGUUAAUAGUAUCAGCGCGCCUGAAAAAAUCAUCUGGCCGUCUGGUAAAAACUAUGCCCAUAUUCUUUAUAGUGAUAGCGAGUCGGCUGCCGUUGCAGCUGAUCUUUUACGUGGAUAUCCGUUAGGAAAAAGUCAUAAACGGAUCCGAGUGGAUUUCACUGAUGAGUCACAUAUGUUCAGAGAUCCUAAUUGGAAACGGUUGAAAAGAAAUUCGUCCACAGAAUCAAGUCCCAGACACUACUCAUCCAGAAGAUCACUGACACCUCGAAUAAAACGUGAAGAUUCUUUUUCAGACAAUGCCUACUCUCGUGAUAAUCAUUACUCAAAAUACAAACGCGACCGAAAGACGUAUGUUGAUAGUGACCGAAGUCAUUCUGCUUCGUCAAAUCAUAGGCGAGAAUCUGGCCAUAGAUCUAGAAAAGCUACACAUGAAAGGGCGCCUAAACGUAGUCUAAGAGACCACUCAUUAAGUCCUGAUGCUGACUCGACGCGUUUUGUUUCACGUUCUCCUUCAUCAUCAAAAUCUCGCAGAUAUUCAUCUUCUUCCUCGAGAUCACCCACAUUAGAAACAUCCACAAACGUAGAACAGUUGGCAUCUUGUCUUCCUUCGGCAUGGGAUGGAGCAUUUUAUCUAAAGUCGAGUAGUUUUCAGUGCAGAAUGCACAUUUUGAGAGGUGACAAAAGCCUUGUUGAUCAGUUCAUGUACCAGGGAUCUAAUUCAGAAGCAUCUGCGCAUUCAAACGAAACUCGGCAUGCAGGUAAAAAGUCGAACAAAGAUAAACAUACGUCACUGGAUGACAUUGAUUCUAGUGAAUCUCAGGAUGAUGCACAUGGUAGCGCUAAAAGUAGUUGUACAAACAAAGACCAGGUGGUUUGUUUACGCAUUACUCAACGAAUGAGACUGGAUCCAGUAAAGUUAGAUGACGUGAAUCAGCGCAUUCAGACAGCCGGUUCCUCUGGGUUUUGCAUUCUUUUGGCUGUACCUCCACAUUCGGUUUUAUGCAGUGAAGUUGGAGAUGGCGAUAAGCAACCGCAAAGACCGCUUCGAAACCUGAUCGGAUAUUUACGUGCAAAAGACUCUGCAGGAGUGGUUCUUCUAAAUCCUGGUGGCCAAAACUCAAACGAUUCUUCAUCCCCUCUAACUGCAGAAACUACAUCUGGGGUGCUGUAUGCAUUUCCACCCUGUGACUUUGCUUUGAAUCUCUUGCGUGAAAGUGCUCCGCAACUAGAGAAAGAUUAUGGUAAAGAUGAUUACUUAGCUAUAAUACUAAUUCGUGGGGCCGGAGUUGUGUAGACAAUACCCCCAAAAUCAAGCUUCGAAAUGAACUGCUUUUGUUGGCAACAAUGUUUGUCGCUAAUUCGCCACUACUUUUUUUCUGCGCGAAAAAACUAAGUUUUGUUUACUAGCGUUAAGCUUCAUUAUAUUAUACCUCCUAAAAGGGCAUUUAUAAAAAAGACGUUUGUUUCUGUACUUGUUGUAUUUCAGAAGAAUCAGUGGGGUUAAUAUACAUAAUAUUCUUUAAA